AUGGCCGCACGCUUGCGGAUCCUGUGGCUCUUUCUCCUGGUCUGCUGGGCCCUCCCUGCAGACCCUGCUGGGAACGAGUCACUGAGUCUCCUGGGUGGUGGAAACACUUGUGAGGGUGCAGUGGAGGUCCAGUCUCGGGGACAGCGUGGGUUUCUCUGCGGGGAUGGCUGGGGCCUGGCGCAAGCAUCCUUGAUCUGCGAACAACUUGGCUGCGGCGAGGCGCACUGGACCCCCACCUACUUGCUGUUACCCAGUCAAAUGGUGGCGCCCUGGCUCCAGGGCAUCAGUUGCUCAGGCAAUGAGUCCUCUCUCUGGGAGUGUGCUCUGGGGGCGUGGGGGCCGCUGCAGGACUGCCAGUGCCAGUGUGUGGCGACGGUAGUCUGUUCAGGUGGCAUCUCUCGCACACUAAGGCUGGAGGGCGGAGGAAGCCCCUGUGCAGGGAUCUUCGAUGUGGUGAACCCAGAGCUCUCCAGGCUGAGGUGUGGCCUGCACAAGGAGGAGGCCGGUGUCUUGUGCAAAGAGUUGGGGUGUGGCACCGCUCUGCAGUGGUCCAGAGAGCACCUCGCGGGGGGCUUCGGGGACCAGAGGCCGAAGGUCUUGAGCUGCCAGGGGACAGAGUCCAGUGUUUUAAACUGCAGGAUCAGCCUGAGCCUCCUAGAGCAGUGCGAAGCCCCGGUGGAAACGGAGGUGGUGUGCUCUGGGCACACGGAGGCUAGGCUGGCUGACAGGGAGCACCCCUGCGCUGGGCGCCUGGAGGUGCGGCGCGGCCUGACCUGGGGCACUGUCUGUGACACGGACCUGGACCUGCCCACGGCUCACGUGGUCUGCAGGGAGCUGCAGUGCGGCUCGGCUCUCUCCACGCCCGGGGGCGCACACUUCGGCCAGGGCUCAGGGCCAGUAUGGACCGAGGCCUUCCGCUGCGUGGGCAACGAGUCCCUGCUGUUCGACUGCCCGCGGGGGCCCGGGCGCCCUGAGCCCUGCGACCACAGCCGCGACGCGGGACUCAGGUGCUCAGGCGACAAUUUCCGGCUGGUGAACGGCAGCAGCAACUGCAUGGGGCGAGUGGAGCUACGGGUGCAGGGAGUCUGGGCACCUCUUUGUGCCAACUCCUGGGACUUAGCCGAUGCCAGUGUCCUCUGCCGCCAGCUCAACUGUGGCAAUGUGGUGGCCACACACAGAGGAGGCUUUUUUGGGGCAGGGAAAGGUACCAUCUGGCCUGACGUGUUUCACUGUGUGGGGACAGAGCCCCACCUGUGGCGUUGUCCAGCAAGCACCUUGGGAGCACCAGCCUGUGCCCCGGGAAAUGCAGCAACUGCUGUCUGCUCAGGUCUCCCCCACUCCCUGCGGUUGAGGGAUGGACACACUCGCUGUGAUGGGCGUGUGGAGGUGUCCCUGGACAGGGUGUGGAGUCGUGUCCUGGAUGAUGAUUGGGACCUGCGAGGUGCCAGCGUCGUGUGCCGUCAGCUUCAGUGUGGAGGGGCAGAGAAAGCCUACAAUGCUUCUGCCCCAGGUGGAGGUGCCACACCCAUAGGGCUGAGCCGCGUGCAAUGUCUGGGUACCGAGACCCACCUGACCCAGUGCAAUGUGUCCACGUCACUGCUGGUGCCCACGAGGAAUAUACCAGAUGUGGGUGUUGUCUGCUCAGGGAGCCUCCAGUUGCGUCUGGCUGGUGGGCCAGGGCGCUGCGCAGGGCGUGUGGAGGUAUUCCACAGUGGUGUGUGGGGCACAGUGUGCGAUGACAGCUGGGACCUGAGUGAUGCCCACGUGGUCUGCAGGCAACUGGGCUGUGGCCAGGCUCUUGAUGCCCCGCGGUCCGCCCGCUUUGGGGCUGGGGCUGGGCACAUCUGGCUGGACGAGCUGGGCUGUGAGGGCACGGAGUUGGCGCUGUGGCAGUGCCCGUCACGGGGCUGGGGCCAGCACGACUGCAGGCACAAGGACGACGCUGGUGCCAUCUGCUCAGGUGGGUCUCCAGGCAUGCUUGGCCAAGAAGCUCAGGCUGAGAAGGAAAAAUAUGGCGAUUCCAGCCCUCGGAUGCCAUGA
Orycteropus afer afer is the source of this 2040-nucleotide messenger RNA. Its product is annotated as scavenger receptor cysteine-rich domain-containing protein SCART1-like. Gene Ontology annotation, cellular component: membrane. NCBI's taxonomy places the organism in Eukaryota, Metazoa, Chordata, Mammalia, Tubulidentata, Orycteropodidae. Bases 1 to 2040 code for a protein of 679 amino acids. The record is from RefSeq and is a predicted model, not a curated record. The transcript has 8 exons.